Messenger RNA from Aureobasidium namibiae CBS 147.97, 1191 nucleotides. RefSeq lists its product as uncharacterized. Gene Ontology annotation, biological process: mitotic spindle organization. Bases 1 to 1191 code for a protein of 396 amino acids. The transcript is spliced from 2 exons. The record is from RefSeq and is a predicted model, not a curated record. Gene Ontology annotation, cellular component: cytoplasm; dynactin complex. NCBI's taxonomy places the organism in Eukaryota, Fungi, Ascomycota, Dothideomycetes, Dothideales, Saccotheciaceae.
AUGGCGCAAGUGCGCAAAUAUGCCGCGCUCCCCGAUCUGGAUGAAUCGCCAGACACAUACGAGACACCAGACCUCACCGACGACGCAUCGACAUUACCGACAAGCACAGCAUGGUCAGAUACAUCCGACACAGACGCCAAUCCCAGCAUCAGCCGAAGUAAACUACAACCCGACGACGCGCGGUCCCAAUUUCAGUCUUCACGCGUCGAUGCACGAGACACGGACUUCUCAGACCGUGUGAGCAGCAAGAGAAGAGCCUAUGUUGUGAGCAACAGGGAACAGAAUCAAGACGGGGAGGACUACGACAGCGAGGAUGAGAAUGAGAGUUUGCAGAGGAAGCUGGCAAGAUUGAACAGGGAAAUGCUCGAGGUGCAGAAUGAAUUGGACAAGAGGAAGAGCGAAGCGAACGGCAUUCAGGCACAACCAGGGGAUGAGGAUAUGGCUGCUCAAGUGGCUCGGUUGAGCACAGCAUUGGACGGUAUGCGCCACUCGCAAUCUGCACAAGCUCGUCUGAGCAAACAGCUGCCAACCUCGUCUUUGACGCCUGCAAAGGCAGAUGCCAUCUCAGUGCCAGACUCAACCCGGGCGGAGGCAGCCACCAAAGACACCAUCGACUCCCAAGCCCUGAACAAAGUCGCCGAUUUCGAUGCUCGUCUCGCCAUCCUCGAACGCCAACUCGGCAUCACCUCCCUCGACACUCCCCAGACCUCGACCACAGACUCAAACUUCACACCCAUCCUACCCACCCUCUCGCUCCUAGACCGCCAACUCGCCCUCCUCACCUCAUCUCCCUCUGCAUCUCACAUUGACACCCUGGCUCAAAGGCUCCAACAACCUACUUCCUCCGAAACAACACAAUCAGAGCACACUUCUCCAGAAGACAUGGCAAAACUACGCGCUCUGUACGCCUUGCUACCAACUCUGACGUCUCUGAGCCCCACACUACCUCCCUUGCUCACUCGGCUACGGUCUCUACGAACUUUACACGCCAAUGCAGUGACCGCGAGUCAAACACUCGACGAGGUGGAACAAAAACAAGACGAAGCAGACAAGGAGAUCCGCGAAUGGCGGGAUGGCCUCAAGAAAGUAGAGGAGGCUGUUGCUAGGGCAGAGACUGGCAUGCUCCAAAACAGCGCUGCAGUCGAGACUUGGGUCAAGGAGUUAGAGGAGAGAGUCAAAAAACUCAGCUAG